UGGCAAGGACAUUCUCUUCGUCAUGCACCUUUCUCUCUCCUCUUCCUCUUCGGGCAUGGGCAUGGCAAACCUACGUGGAUCGAGGGGUGAGAUACACUGGCAGCCCGUGGGACUCAACCCCUGCAUUGCACGCGGACGCCUUGGAAUCGCCAUGCGUAGAAGCGCAGGGGCUGUGGUGCUUGAAUAGCAGGAGAUGUUGUUUGGAAGCGCGGUUGGAUUCGGGGUAGCAGUAUGGUCCACAAACCACGUAGUUUCCACAGCGCCGUUUCAUCCGAAGAAGAACGCGUUUGAGAGCUGGGGCUUUUUUUUGCGGUCCCGCGCCGUGGUGGGCGUACCACUACCAGAUUCUCCCGUGCCCCGGUUACUGCACCAGGCAAGACGAAGUUGAAUUCUUCUUUUUCCGCCGCGGUUCGUUUCUCUUCUCAUUCUUCUGGCGUGGCGUCGUACUAAGGCUCUCCCCUCCGCUGUCCUGUCCUGGAUGGGACGGUCGUGAUGUGGGAGGAGCUGUAGCGGAAUCAGAUCAGACAACGUGGAGCCGGCGUUGCUACGUUGGCAAGAGUCUAAUAUCCCCUCGGACUCGGAUUGGAAGAGUGACGACAAGAAAAAUCAACGUGAACGUGUUCGCCGACGAGCACAGGGGGGGGAGGUAUCGGCGCUACGGGUGGUCGUCAAACAGAAAGAGGGGGCGUACGUAAGGAAAGGAGGCAGACAGAAAGAGACGGAUGAAUGGGAAUGAUGGAGCAAUUAGUAAUUAGCGUUUCUUUUUGAAUCAACGGCGCUGCUUUUCUCGGCGUGGACGUUGGUGAGGGUGGAAUUCCAGUUGAAGGAAUUCGGAUAUGGCAGUGCAAGCCGGGAUGGCGGGAUCAAAGCUUAUUAUUCUAGCCCUUGGGGCAGGUGUUACGGGUUCGAUGAUAAUGAAUGGAGGCACCAGCAUAUCUGAGAUUGUUGCCGACAUUGUAAAGGUCCUUAUGAAACACCUAAGGGAAAAGGGCGAGAUCAAUGUUGAGGUGGGGGGCCAAGUACAGGACCAGCUUACGGCACAGCUGACGCAGCAGGUGCGCAGACUGACACAGGAGAUGAGACAGCUUGCAGCAGCAACAAGUCGGAACGUCACUGUUGUACAUGCCUCGCAUGGAGCAGCUGGAAGCUUACUCUCAUACUCGGUCCCGUUGGCUGUCAUUGGUGCUGGCACAUAUGCCUACCUUCGGUGGAAGGGCUUUUGCUUUGGUGAUCUGAUGUAUGUUACAAAACGCAGCAUGUCAAAUGCAGUUUCGAGUUUCACAAAACAGCUGGAGAGUGUUACUGCAGCUUUGCAGGCCACUAAGCGCCAACUCACUGCCAAACUAGAAGAUGUAAACAAGACUUUGGAUGAGAGUAUGGAAGUGCAGUGCAUCAUCAAGGAACAGGUCAUGGAGGUGCGCAGUGACUUGGAUAGAUUUGGAAGGGAGAUAGAGAGUGUACAUCAGCUUGUGGAGGGGCUGGAACUCAAGCUUGAUGAAGUGACAGGAAAACAGGAUUUUGCAAACAAGGGUAUCGUGUUUCUCUGCAGUUUUGUUUCACAGGGGUUGGAAGGCGGCAAUUAUCGACCUGAAACAAUUCAGAGUGUGAAGAAUGUAUCUCAGGCAAGACUGGAGCGAUCAACAAGAAGUACUCCUCAACUUACUGGUCGUCAGGGCUUGCAGGUCCUCACAGAAUUUCUCGUGAAGGAGCUGCCCCCCAGCAAGGGAACAGCCCAAUCAUCCCCUUUGAGGAUAGCAGGACCUCCUGAAAGGAGUAUCUCAGACAAGAUUAUUUCGGACAACAAAGAUUGAAAGAAACUCUGCGUCGGAGCAUGAGAGAAUUCACCCCGUAUCGAGUGGGCUAGCGGACGAUCACCUUCCGUGGCAACAUCCAUGCGGCAGCUUGACGACAGUGUGCGUAUCCUUUUCAGUCGUGUUGCACAGAUGUAUUGCAAUCAGCUGAAGGAGGCUGUCUGGCUACGCGUGGAGUUCUUCUCCACUGUGAUUAUAGUGCACGUUUUUCAAGGCGUUAGUGAUUGAUUGUCGGUGAAGUUUGGGAACUAUGAACGAGUAAUCGGCAAUGCUUGUUAUGUUCUUUUCCUUGAAGAUGUUGGCAGCCCUGUGUGUGGACAAACUUCUCAGCCCGGCGGUAUAGGAAUGGUGUUCUGACAGGGAGGGGUCUUUCCGGCUGAAGCGCUGAGCAGUGCCCACAGACGUACGCCGAAAGGAGCAGAACCCUCAGGUCAGCUGACCUUAUAUGGACUGAACCCUGAGGUUUCCAUUGUUCUGGCAAAAAAAAUGCUAACCCAAGGGUCCAAAGACUCCGAACCCUGAGCGCGCUCAGCUGUCCUUCCAACUUUGUUCUUACAGCGGUCGGCUCAUUCAGUUCUCUCUCAAGUGGUCUCUCAAAAGUUGGUUGCUGUUCCAGCUGCUUCCCUCUCAGUCUAGCAACAUGUGUCGCUACGUGGUUGUCGUAUUCUCUUCUUUCAGCGAAGCUCAUGGUGCAGCUGCUUCCCUCUCAGUCCAGCAACAUGUGUCGUUUCGGGGCGAGAGGAUUCAGAAAGUUCGAGGUAUUUUCACUUAGAAGUCACCCUUCAUGCUCCAAUGUCAGUGUGUUCCCCUGUUCUGCCCUUGCUGUCACUUUCUUUCACCUACCGACUCGGCUCUUUGCUGAAUCGUUUUGUGGACAAGGCUGCUUCUUCACAAGGAAGGCGCACAGAAGUGUCGGAGAAGACCACUGUAGCAUGUCAGCAACAUUACGCUCUUGUCUAUCGAAGUGCUGUUUUUCUACUCCAGGGAAGGCGCUUCGAUUUGUUUGUGUGCAUGAAUCAAUGUUGUCACAGGUUUGUGUGUGUGCCCCUGACAACACACGCUGAACGUCUGCUGCAUAUGCCGAUGCAACUCUGUGGAUACCGUGCUUCUGCUCAUUCCUGUCCUGUGCCAUCCGCAGACCAGCGAUGAUGUUGUGCCACACUCGCUCCAUCUGCACCCGCUGUGCAGUGAUCCCCUCUCAUUCAGUAGAAGAGUUGUCAGCGGAUUGUCGCAGAUCUUUGUUCCCAAGCAACGGUUCCAUCUCAUCCUCUUAUCAGAUUCUUUGUUCAUUGGGAUGUUCGCUGUCAGUUUCGUCCCCAACCUACUUCUAUCGUGGACAUGCGCUGCACUCCAGGGUAGUCGGGUAGUUGAUGUCUCUGGUUGCUGGUCCACCCUCUUCUCAACACUCUGCUUGAUGAUCUGGACCUUGGAGGGGUGGGGCUGCUGACCGUUAGUAUAUAGUUGGUAUGAGCUCUCCGGAGUUAUCAGCCUGUUGUCCCCGGUGUACCUUCGGUCCGUUGAAUGUGGUCCCCUUGCUAUGGAACCACCGGAUCACUAUCAGUCGUUGGCAGGCAGGGCGUUUCAGCAGCGGUAUUAUGCUGCUCCUCGAUGACACACAUCUUCGACCAGCGACGAUGGGCUGCUCCAUACAAAUACUACCUGCGCAGGACAAUUUCUGGUUUGACUCCACAAUUCAUGCAUCAUGUGAUGCUAUCGGUGCAUCAGGGGAACUCAGAAAGCGAAACACAAACAUGAUCUGAAGGGAAGGACGAUCCUAUGUCCGGAAUUUCUUCUGUUUUUUGUAUUGUUCUUGUUGUUGUUGUUGUCAUCGUUGUUGUUGUUGUUGUUUUUGCUGCUGCUGCUGCUGCUGCUGCUGUGUUUGUCAGAGUUACGCCAGAGUCCAAACACUUAUUUUGCUAUCUCAUGUAUGGCAUUGCUGCCUGUGCCUUGUCGUGGUUAUGCCUUGGUUUGUCGUUAAACAACAUGUAGGAUUAUGCGUGCAUGCGUCCCUACCUACCUACCUGUCAGAGAGCCUGGCAAUGGACAUAGUUGUUAUUAACUUGUUAAGUUGUCUAUUGCAAAGCACACAGCCAAAGAGACUGGAACACAUUACCUGAAAAGGAAGGGGACAGGUGGGGGAUAUAGUUCGUGGGGUUGGGAUGGGGGGGGAUCUUUAUUCCAAAAAGUCCGACCACAGACUAUUAUCCGUUUGUGUUUACAUGAAACUGAAGCAGCUUGAAAUGUUAAUACAGUGAUUGGUACGAAGUACCACGAACUAGU
This is a messenger RNA of Chara braunii, 4091 nucleotides long. The record is from the annotation of a GenBank genome assembly. Lineage: Eukaryota; Viridiplantae; Streptophyta; Charophyceae; Charales; Characeae.